AUGUCUCUGAGCAACCACACGGGUUACUCCGGUUCUCCCAACACGACCAGUGACGCCCCGACGAACCACGGUGCGCCCGAAAAGCGGUAUCGAGCAACUUCCAGCGACCGCACCACCCCUGGCGAUGCUUCCCCCGCUCCGAAACGCCAGGAAAUCGACUUUGUUCCCACCAUGGGCGGUCUAGCCCCGGAGCUCUCCCCACCCCUGUACGAUCGAUCUCUCCAGGCCUUGCCUUUCCUAAAACUUCCCGCUGAGGUGCGCAACAUGGUGUACGACCUGGCUUCAGAAGAAUCAAUCAAACAGAAAGAUGGCGACUAUUCACCUCCAAGGCUCACGAAACGAGGCAAACGGCAAACAUCUGCGGGUCCCUUUUUCUCUUCUCGGCGGGUCUUCCACGGUUUGACCCAGGUCUGUCGUCAAUUGCGCGCCGAGUUCCGGCCGCUGUACAUUGAACGCAACGAGGUCUGCGUGCGAGCCGACGAAAGUGUCGAGUACAUCAGUAUGAUGUGGAAAUUGGCAGUAGAGGGCGCCCCUGCUCGGCGCCUCACAGCACGAAUUGCUGCUGAUGUCAGCUCGGGUAUUCGCAACGAUGUCCUUCCCAUGCUCAGGCUCUGCAGCACUUUCAUGACUAUGUCGGCGCGUUUCUUCAGCCCUUGGUUUCACUCAAUGUCCCGUGGGGAGUAUGAGGUCGUGAAUGAGGACCUUAAAUCCAUGUUCACGGAUGACUGCAGCGAAUGGUUGAGCCUGUACGACGAGCAUCUUACCGAGGUCAGGGUGGAAGUACCUCAAGGCUUUCCCCUGGUUACAUUCUACUUUAAGCAGGGCUUUCACUCUGAAAACAUGGUCGAAAUGUGCCAUGGGCGACGCUACAAAUAUACCAUGAUGAUUUUCAGUACGAUUGAGGAGAACGGAAGGACUUCCGAGGUGAGCACCCCUUUCUCGUGGCUCGCAAACAGUAUGAGCUUGGUCGAUUUCCUUGAGGAGAUAGCGCGACGUAGGUGGCACGAUCGUGGCAUGCAUGAUUUUGAUGAUUGGUAUGGCGGGCUCGGGAAUCGUCGAGUUGUCUCUAAAGGUCCAGCGUCAGGGUUGAGCUCGUGA
Molecule: messenger RNA, 1098 nt
Organism: Didymosphaeria variabile
Lineage: Eukaryota; Fungi; Ascomycota; Dothideomycetes; Pleosporales; Didymosphaeriaceae
Exons: 2
Coding region: 1-1098 (365 amino acids)
Source: RefSeq, a predicted model, not a curated record